CUUGUGCAAUGUAGUUGCCAAAUUGUGUCUGUGACUUGAAAUCAAGUCAGCAAAAAGUCAUAAGCACCAACGUACAUGUAGUAUACAAGUACGACCCAUGCUCUCACCAUCCAUUGGAAUUUGUAAUCUUCUUUGCGUGGAUGAACCAUCAAAAUUUAUCUUGCUUUUCUUGAGUCCAAAAAUAUGGUUUUAUAAUUUUGUAACAGUCUUGCCUCUAGUUGCUUUAUCAGUACAUGUAAUACCAAAGAAUAAAUCAAAUUGUGUAGUGAAUCUUUAUUUCUUGUCAUUAUGCACCACAUGCAUUUAUAACGCACACUGCCCCACACAAACCACUAACUGCAUGAGAGCCAGUAAUAGCAAUCUGAUUCAAAAGCUAGAUUUCAAAUUUAGUCACACAGCCACUGCACAGAACCAUGGAUUGGACUGCCAAUGGACAUACUACAAUUGAGAGUGGGGAAGGGAUCUGGUGGCUUGUCUGAUCACAAUGGUAAGGUUCAUGUACAGUACAUGUACAUGAAUGGUUUGCACAUCUUACCCCAGCAUGAAAGGACAAAUUGUGCCGGGGUGCAAUGACUCAUGAAAAAGUUUCACAAUCUGUUUAUACUUGUUUUUGACUGUUCUGGGAGCAGUUUCUUUGCUUAAACAAAACCAAAGUACACGUACCAUCGGGACAUUUCAAGUUAUGGAGAUUCAUCUACUGAUGGGAAUAAAACUGCGAGUUGACAAUAAACAGAACUUCAAGUUAUAAAUUUACAUGUAAAUAUACAUGAACGUAUGGUUCUGAGUUUACAAGAGUGCACUGGUACACAUUUAUGGGGAAUAUUGAAUAUGUUUGAAAUAUCAAAUGUACUCAAUGCACUGGAUUUCAGAAAUACCGGUAUAUCAAUGAAAAAUAUCAACCAGCCUAUGCACAACAUACAGGUACAUGUAUGUGUACAGGUGUUUUAAUAUGCUAGUGCAAUGGCAUACUUUUGGUGUACACUGUGGUAAAUAAAUGUCCCAAAUGUCUUGAGCUACAAUUUAUGGACAUGGUGACAAUUGGUGAGCCACAGGAAAAGUCUAGCAUGCUUCCAAACAUCAAAGAUUAAAGCUUUUCUAAGCAUUACACAUUGCAUACAUACAUGUAAGGGGUUGUCCAAAGUUCUCAACAUUUUCAUAGUACACAGAGUACACUUGAAAUAUCAACAAACUCCAUACAUGUAGGUGCUACAUUGUUGGAAAGUGCCCAUUUUUAAGCAGAGAGAUAUGAAUUUUUGAAAGCCUUCAUGUUUUAAAACUAAAAGGGUUAAAUAUGAAAGCAUUGUUUAGACACAUUAAAAAACUUUUUAUUCAUCAAUGAUAAUGUGGACACCCCCCCCUAACAAGGACAAAACUAUGUGGGUAAAAAUGGAUACAGUGUUGGAAACGAUGCGCAACAAUGCAAAAGGUUAUUUAGUACACGUACUGUACUGUUGGCAUAUUGAGCUGUGUGCUUGUGCUCAUACUGUAGGCUGGGCUUCACGUACAGUACAUUGUACAUACAUACAGUAUACAUGUACACCCGAAGUGCAUCAUACCAACACAGUGUACCAGGCCGCGCCACUGUGGGUGGACCUACAGUACAAGGAAAAUAGUAUGUACCUCAUGCACGAUGCAUGCAAACUUUGUGAAUUUACUCUCCAUCAAAGGCAGCUUUCAGCACGCGACUGGUGAUUAUUAACCAUGCGAAGGUCCAUAUUGCCUGUGGUUUCAGCCAUCUCACUGAGUGCUGCCGGGGGAAUUCUGGGAUCGUGGUAUGAAAGAUCAAAGCAAAAUGCUACCAACAGUUUAACCUCCAAGCGUACAAAUGAUGACUUACCCAACUCCAGAUGGACAUUAUUUACUCAUGCGGAGGCAACUAAGAAAGAUUCACCAAGCCAGCCACCUUCUCAGAACCGUUCAGGAGAAAUCAUGAAAUUUGGUUUCCCCGAUCAUGGCCAAGUUCAAAUGCAUGAUAAUUAUGUAAUCUCAUAUGACAGAAGGAUGAGAAAUGCAAAAUGGGUUUUUGAAUGCUUAACAAGAGAUGAAGUCAAAUACAAUGAUGCUAUUGAUAGGACAGACUGUCAGUUUGAAGUGGACCAAUCGGUGCAUCCAUUCUUUCAGUCAACCAAUGAGGAUUAUAGGGGGAGUGGCUAUGACAGAGGUCAUCUAGCAGCAGCAGCCAAUCACCGAAGAUCAGGCGGAGUCAUGCAAAAGACAUUUCUACUCAGCAAUGUUAGUCCUCAGGUUGGUGAGGGUUUUAAUCGUGGCAUUUGGAACAACCUGGAGAAGUAUGUUCGGAGUUUGACGAAGCUUUACUCAAAAGUAUAUGUGUGUACAGGACCACUAUACUUAGCACACCAAGAGACCAACCGAAGGCGAUAUGUCAAAUACGAAGUGAUCGGUACCAACUCUGUGGCAGUCCCUACUCACUUCUUUAAGGUAGUGCUGGGAGAAACAAAGGAUCAAAUAUAUGAUCUGCGAGCAUUUAUUAUUCCUAAUACAGCCAUGUCAGAUGAUACACCACUGGAAAAGUUCCUUGUCCCAAUUGAUGCAAUUGAAAGGGCUGCAGGAAUAUUAGUCUUUGAACGUUUGCCAAGGAAUCAACUGCGAUCAGUAAAUGCUCCAUUGUGAAUGCAAUACAUGUAUUGUGGAGACAGACAACUUCUCUUGGAUGGAAAGGAUUAGAUGUUACAUAAUUAUGCAAAUGUUGAAAUAAACUAUAAUACAAGCAAUAUUAGUUAAGAUAUAAGAUGUUUAGCAAGUGGCUUAGGGCUGCUUUCUGUUUGCAGCGCUUUCUGUGUUGGGAGAUACAGGUUUUCAUAUUAGAAUCAUUGAAUAUGUAUAUUUUAGCAUAAUACUGCAGUGCACUCAAUCUUUUGAAAUAUUGCCAACGUUAAAUUCAAUUUGUUUUCAUACAGUUUAUUCAUAGAUCAAAGAUUCUUGACGAUGCCAAGUUAAAUCAUUGUGUGUUGCAUGUAUUAAUUUUAUUCUCAUAUGCUGCAAUUAAGUCUUAAACUGGAACUAAUAAUUAGAAGUUAUACACAAGUAGAACUGCAACAAGUGGCAUAGGAACAUUUCAACAAUUCAGUGGAUUAUAAAUACAUCAAAUAUUUAAAUGACAACUCCAUAUAGGGACAGGAGACACCUGUUCUGUUUUUUGCUCUUUGCAAUACUGCUUGAGUAGCCCUUUAUUACAAUAAAUAUUAUGGCAACAUCAACAUUACACAGAGUUGUAUUCCUUAAUGUAUUCUAAGUUGAGACAUUGAUCACAGAAAAGAUUGUAAAAUAAGGGUUUUAGUCUUUUGGACUGUCAACUGUAGAUGGAUAGCAAAGCUUUGGGUUUACUGACUUUUCUCCAAUGCUAUUAGUAAAUGGAAGUAUUGAAACAUAUACAUGUAUGUACUUCAGUUUGACAUUAAGUUUAAUAAAUAUAAAGAUAAUUAAAUGUUUAAUGACCACCAGUAGGUUCUACCUUUUCUGUGAUGUAUUCAGUCACACUUACCACACAAAACAAUCUUGUACUGUGUAGAAUGCCGAGCAUUUUAACCAACUUUGUAAACCAACAUUUGAAAGAUAUGCACCUAAUAAUGCACUGCGUUAUACUUCAAUACUUUCCCCAGAAAGUGAAAUUCAAUCCUAAUGUGUAAUGUUUUUCUUUCCUUUCAUUAUUUUGGCAAUAAAGUUUUAAAUUCCUACUUUGAGAAA
Acanthaster planci (crown-of-thorns starfish) is the source of this 3705-nucleotide messenger RNA. RefSeq names its product endonuclease G, mitochondrial-like. Gene Ontology annotation, cellular component: nucleus; mitochondrial inner membrane. NCBI's taxonomy places the organism in Eukaryota, Metazoa, Echinodermata, Asteroidea, Valvatida, Acanthasteridae. The record is from RefSeq and is a predicted model, not a curated record. Gene Ontology annotation, molecular function: nucleic acid binding; single-stranded DNA endonuclease activity; metal ion binding. Gene Ontology annotation, biological process: apoptotic DNA fragmentation.